GCAUAUCUGAAUAGACACUUAUUGUAAUAGAAGUGUUUUUUAGGGGUAGGUGACCCGUUGCCAAAUAAAUAGGGGCAAGCCGCAUGCUUUACUCUCAAAAACCAGUGGGAAGUUCAAAAGGUGGCAAUUAGCGGAGAGCUAGAACGAUGGUCAUUCAGGGUGACUGGAUUAAGUUUGAACAGAAUGGAAUUGGGCCUGGAGCAAGGAGUUCACAUGCAAUAGCCAUAGUAGGAAAGAAGCUCUAUGCAUUUGGGGGUGAAUUCAUGCCACGAGUCCCCGUUGAUAACAAGCUGUAUGUCUUUGAUCUUGAGGGCCAAUCAUGGUCUGUCAGUGAAGCCAGUGGAGAUAUCCCACCGCCACGUGUUGGUGUCUCAAUGGCAGCCGUUUAUGACACUAUCUAUGUCUUUGGGGGAAGGGAUGCUGAACACAAAGAGCUCAAUGAAUUCUACUCUUUUGACACUACUACUAACAAAUGGACCCUUCUUUCUAGUGGAGAAACCGGGCCAGUUCACCGAAGCUACCAUUCCACAACAACUGAUGAUCAUCAUGUGUACAUUUUUGGUGGCUGUGGAUUCUCUGGCCGGUUAAACGACCUUUGGGCGUAUGAUACCAUUGAUAAGAAAUGGAUGAACUUCCCACCUCCUGGUGAAAAUUGCAAAGGAAGAGGUGGACCUGGGCUUGCAGUUGUCCAAGACAAAGUUUGGGUUGUGUAUGGAUUCGCAGGGAAAGAGGUUGAUGAUGUCCACUGCUUUGAUCUCAUCAAGAAAGAGUGGGCCGAGGUUGAAACAGCAGGCGAAAAGCCCACUGCUCGAAGUGUAUUUUCAACUGCUGUAAUUGGCAAGUACAUAUUCAUAUAUGGUGGAGAGAUUGACCCUAGUGAUUUAGGUCACUUAGGUGCUGGUAAAUUCUCAGGAGAAGUCUAUGCUUUGGACACAGAAACACUAGUGUGGAAGAAAUUGGAAGAUGGCUACAAUUCAGCUGACCAUCCAGGCCCAAGGGGAUGGUGCGCCUUUGCUGGUGGAAAGAGCAAUGGAAAACCCGGGUUGUUGGUUUGUGGUGGUAAUUCGCCUAGCAAUGACCGGCUAGGCGAUAUUUUCUUCUUCACCCCGCGUAUAAACAUUGAAUAAGUGGUGAAAGUAGUUGUAACUCUUGUACGUUACUUGUGCAGUCAUUAGGCAUGGAUUGAGCACGGCCAGCCAGUCGCCUAGCUGUGACAUGGUCAAGUGUAUGUGUAUAGUGUCACCAAAUGAAUAAUUGUGAAGAAAAUGUGGUUGUAAUGUACUCUCUUCGUCCCUUAACUAGAUUCAUACUUCUAGCAUUUAUUCCUCACAUAAUAAAGAGAAGUAAAAAGCUAAUUAAGGGACAGAGGGAGUAGCACUACUUUGUUGGGCUAUAAGUCCAAAACCCGUGAGAUUAUCCUUAAUUCUCAUAUGGCUAUAUUUUGGUGCUUUGACUACUUACUGCUUAGUUGUUACAGUUUGUAUCAGUUUCUUGUCAUGGUUGGGCUUUCGAUCGAGUGGUAAUUCUGAUUUAAUAAAUUCCAACUGAGAUUUGGCACGACUGAAAAAUAAUGGACAGGUUGUAGAGUCUAUUUUACUUCUAGUAUGUUUGCUUUCUUGUCUAUUAUGCAACUUUUAAAAGGUAAAUGUAAAGAUUUCUGUGACUUGAAAUAACUUCAAUUCUAUGUUACUCAAGAGUCUGAGCGUAUAUGAUACAUAUAGGCUGAUGGGCAUGUAUGUAUCCUAAUGUCGUGUGGAAUGUCAUUUAUUUGAUAUACGUGUUGGGUUGAUAAUUGUUAAAUUGCUUUUGUCAAAAAAAAAAAAAAAA
Molecule: messenger RNA, 1827 nt
Organism: Chenopodium quinoa (quinoa)
Lineage: Eukaryota; Viridiplantae; Streptophyta; Magnoliopsida; Caryophyllales; Amaranthaceae
Product: nitrile-specifier protein 5-like
Exons: 2
Coding region: 147-1127 (326 amino acids)
Biological process (GO): nitrile biosynthetic process
Cellular component (GO): cytosol; nucleus
Molecular function (GO): enzyme regulator activity; protein binding
Source: RefSeq, a predicted model, not a curated record